Messenger RNA from Penicillium malachiteum, 726 nucleotides. RefSeq names its product copper acquisition factor BIM1-like domain-containing protein. The transcript has 3 exons. The record is from RefSeq and is a predicted model, not a curated record. NCBI's taxonomy places the organism in Eukaryota, Fungi, Ascomycota, Eurotiomycetes, Eurotiales, Aspergillaceae. The coding region runs from base 1 to 726 and encodes 241 amino acids.
AUGGCCUCACAAUUCUUUUUGCCCCGAUGGGCUUCCCUUCUGGUCCUGCUGUGCGUGGGCCUGUCAAAUGCCCACACUGUCAUCACAUACCCCGGUUACAGAGGAAACAACUUGCACACCAACGGUACUGUCCAGGAGUCCAACGGACUGGGUGUUGCUUAUGACAAGAGCAACGACUCAUACUACUACCCCUAUGGAAUGGAAUGGAUCUACCCUUGCGGCGGCAUGCCCCGAUCAACCAACCGCACCAAGUGGCCCGUUAAGGGAGGCGCUGUUGCAGUGCAGCCUGGCUGGUUCCCAGGUCACGAAACGGCCUUGAUCUAUGUCAACCUCGGUCUCGGCACAGUCCCCGAGAACAUGAGCCAUCCCGUCGUUUCUCCCUUCCAGAUUACCGGCCCAAGCAACAACCCUUACCCUGGUACAUUCUGUCUCCCUCAAGUGCCCUUGCCUGCCAACAUCAGUGCCAAGGUUGGCGACAAUGCUACCAUUCAGGUUGUUGAGACGGCGAAACAUGGUGCUGCUUUGUACAACUGUGUGGAUAUCACAUUCGCCGAACCUGAGGAAGUCGAGGAAGUCACCCGCCAGAACUGCUUCAACUCUAGCGAUCUGACCUUCCAGUACGUGUACACAACGGGUGGUAUCAAUGCCGCAGGAGCUUUGAAACCUCAAACCCUGCUUUCCCUCGUGCCAUUGCUAUUGGUGGCUACCUUCGGCGCUUUCAUGUAG